ACUCAGUCGGUGUUACGAAGAGUAGACUCACGGUCGGUGAUAUAUUCUCGUCUCACCUGUCAGGCUAUCGGAAAGCGUUACCUGUCGAACAUUUUGUCUUAUUUUUCUUUUCGGCUUUAAACUUUUCAAGUGCAUAUAGAUGUCUUAACAUGGAUAUGAAGAAGGUGGUGUGGAGGGGACACUGGGAUUUAAAUUUCACUGUCGUUCCAAAAGCUUCUUUUGGCUUGAAGUGAAGUAUACACCGGAGUAGACACCUAACGCCUUUUCUCACCAUUUUGUGUGAGAAAUUUAGUUCUUUUAGUUCAUUUUUUUUGCGCAGUCUUAUUGUGAGUGAAGGUUUUUUUUUCUUCAUUCUUGUUUUUUUUUCUGGCUGGAGCUUUGAAGCCGGGAUCGACCACUUGGAGGUGGUCCUGAAAAUGGAGGCUGUUAUCGAAAAGGACUGCAGCGCGCUUGGAGGACUCUUCCAAAUGCUUAUCGGAGACAUGAAGAGCAGCUACCCUGUUUGGGAGGACUUCAUCGCCAAGGCUGGAAAACUGCAGUCCCAACUGAGGGCCACAGUGGUUGCCUUGGCUGCCUUCUUGGAUGCAUUUCAGAAAGUGGCUGACCUGGCUACCAAUUCAAGAGGAGGAACGAGAGACAUUGGAUCAGCUUUGACCAGGAUGUGCAUGAGACAUCGCAGCAUCGAAGCUAAAUUCAAACAGUUCUCCAUGACCUGCCUGGAGGCUCUGAUCAACCCCCUACAAGAUCAAAUGGAGGAGUGGAAAAGAGGUGUCAACACCUUGGAUAAGGACCAUGCCAAAGAAUAUAAGAGAGCUCGACAGGAGAUCAAGAAAAAGUCAUCAGACACACUGAAACUUCAGAAGAAAGCAAAGAAAGCUGAUACUUUUGGUCGUGGCGAUAUCCUGCCCCAGUUGGACAGCGCAAUGCAGGAUGUCAGCGAUAAAUACAUUCUUUUGGAAGAGAUUGAGAAACAGGCCCUGAGGAAGGCCCUAAUAGAGGAGAGACAGAGAUUCUGCUCUUUCGUAGCCAUGCUGCGGCCUGUGGUGGAUGAAGAGAUUUCUAUGUUGGGAGAGGUCACCCAUCUCCAGGCAAUCUCUGAAGACCUCAAAUCUCUGACCUCAGACCCGCACAAGCUCCCCCCAGCCAGUGAACAAGUAAUCUUGGACCUGAAAGGUUCAGACUAUGCUUGGUCAUACCAAACUCCACCCUCUUCCCCCAGCACCACGAUAUCAAGGAAGUCCAGCAUGUGCAGUAGUCUGAACAGUGUUAACAGUAGUGACUCCAGGGGCUCCAGUGGCUCUCACUCUCAUUCUCCUUCCUCCUCUUCUUCCUCUUCUUCCUCACACCACCUCUUCCACCACCAUCAAACCCGUCACCGGUACCGCAGCUCCACGCUGUCUCAGCAGGCCUCAGCUCGCCUCUCCAGCAUCUCCUCCCACGACUCUGGCUUCAUCUCUUCAUCGCAUGACCAGUACGCAUCGUCCAAGUCAUCCUCACCGAUGCCUGCUGAAAGCAAGCCUUGUGCCAGUUCCAGCGCCUCUGAUGUGUCAGAGUGUGGGCAGCUUCACGGUGAUUUCAUCAGUGAACCCCAUUCUCUAGCAGCUGCUGCUACACCUCCGCACACUACUGACAAGCUAUCCAAUGGCUUUGACCACUACAGCCCAGCCAGCUCCCCUUGCAAUGGUGUGAGCCUGAACUCAGGCUCCAGCACAGCCUUCCCUUUCUUCCCUCCAUCCUCCACUUCCUCCUCCUGCCCCACACGUUCAUGGUCACGUCCCGCCUCAGCACUGCUGCCAGACUUCCCUCACCACUGCCCGAUGGGCUCUCUCAUGGUGCCUUCAUCUCGCGUCCCCAGCUGGAAGGACUGGGCAAAGCCAGGACCAUAUGACCAGCCCAUGGUCAACACAUUGCGCAAGAAGAAAGACAAGGGGCCUCCAGCUGUAGUGGACUUUAAUGGUGGUACGGGCACCGAAAGCACUGCACCGCAAAACCUUUCAACCCCUACCCCAAACUCUACCCCAACCCCAACUCCAGCUGAAAUGCAGACACCCCAAAAAGCUUCAGUCGAAGAGAGGAACAGGACAGCACCAGUCAAGGCUGGUGAAUUUGAGGCCCAUGAUGAACUGGCUUUAGCCUUAUCAAGAGGCCUGGAACUGGACACCCAGAGGUCCAGUCGGGACUCAAUCCAGUGUUCAAGUGGAUACAGCACUCAGACUAACACACCCUGCUGCUCUGAGGACACAAUACCCUCACAAGUGUCAGAUUAUGACUAUUUCUCAAUGGCUGGGGACCAGGAGCCUGAGCAGCAGCACUCUGACUUUGACAAGUCGUCCACUAUCCCCAGAAACAGCGACAUUGGCCAGUCUUACCGACGCAUGUUUCAGACCAAGCGGCCCGCCUCCACAGCCGGCCUGCCGAGCACACAGGGUCCCUUUCCUGCACAGGCGGGCUACCCCAAUGGAUCUCAUCCCUCCACACCCACCCACAUAGGAACAUUUACAGCUACUGGUCCUUAUCCUCCUACUCCAACAGGCAAUUCACAUCAUGGGUUUUACUCUGGAUCCCAUAAUUCCUCUGGCUCCUAUUCCACAGGGCAUGGUCCAGUCAUUGUCACCCCUGGUGUUGCCACAAUCCGCCGCACCCCUUCCUCAAAACCCUCGUCCCGCCGCGCAGGCUCAGUUGUAGGCGCAGGUCCUAUUCCUAUUCGCACAACAGUCAUCCCGGUCAAAAUUCCAACAGUGCCUGACAUGUCAGGGAUGGUAAAUGGGAGCAAGAGUGAGGAGCUAGGAAGAGAGAGUUCAGAUUGUCCCGCAUUUCCAGGAGGUGAGAAUGCUGGCACACUGCCCGUGGCGUCUUGGAGCGGUCAGGCUUCGACCAAUCCUCCCACCGUCCCGCUGUCCAACCAGCUGGCCCAGCAGCACCCUCACAAUGAGCCAGGAGGAGACAAGGCAGGAGAGGGGGCAGAUGGCAACAUGUUGUUGGCCAUCCGCAAGGGUGUCAAGCUCAAGAGGACCCUCACCAAUGACCGCUCUGCACCCCGUGUUGCAUAACGUCAGCGACCUCCUUCACAGCCCAGACCCACGAGACUCACAGGGUUCAGUUCAAUCACAGACAUUUGGAUUCUUAUUGUACGCGACAAAGAAAUUUCAGUUGUUUUAUGUGCCGCAUUUCCUGUUGGAGUGAAUGUUCCACUGUGACAAUACCUCCCUACAUAUGCCACCUCAAAUGAUAUGACAUACAGUAUACAAAUAAAUAACUGAAAUGGUACAGUAUAUCCCGCCUGUACCAUGAGUUAACCAACGUUACUCAGAAGAUGUUAAGUUGGACAUUUUGUGACAAAGAACGGACGUGUUUUUGCUGAUUUGAAUCCAUAGCUGUGCUAUUACAGAGUUCAUAAGAUGACGUGUCCGUAUUGAAUUUAAUUGGUUCGUGUUCCUACUCUAGGAGGCUGUUUGAACAUUGGGCCACAAUGAAAGCGAUGGAUAAUAUCUAGAGAAAGCUCACACAAGAAGGAGACAUGAUUGAAAUCCACUGUGUACCUAAAGGACAUUCUAGCAGCUGCUGACUGAAGCGUCUGUGCUCAAAGCUGUCCUGUGUACUUUCAGUCACCAAGCCUGCUGUUCUAGUGAAGGUUGGGGACUGCAUCGUAGAGCAUCACAUGGUGGAUGCUCUUCUGUAAAGGAUAACACAUUGUGCUCUUUACCCAUUUGUUGCCGUAUGUCCAUGACUUGUGAACCUUUGUUGCCAAAAAGCGUGUUGCUGCUUCUCACGUUAACUUGUAUGUUUGUUUUUUUUAAGAAUGGUCCCUUUAAAUAGUUUUAAUAUUGUGUAGCAGCACAACGCCAGCCUUGUUUUACAAAGUAAGUUCUAUAUGUACAUGCACCGUUAUCUUGGGGUAUGAAUUUGUUUUAGUUUUAUUAUUUUUACUGUUCAAGUCUAAUAUGAGCUACAAUAUCUACAUGCCGAGCUUUGUAUAACCCCUUUUAGUGUUUAUAAAUUGGCUUCUUUUCUCUAGCAUUUAUUGCUGUAGCCAUACUGCCACAUGCUGCAGAGUGAUAUAGUGCAUAAACCUUACUAAUAUAAAAAAAAAAUGUAUAUAAACAAACCUAAUAAGGAAGAGGUUGUAAAUAAUGGGGACUUUUCAGUCACCCACAACAGCAUGUAGCAUUUAUUAGAUUUGCUCAUCUUUCAUGUGUGGACAUUCAAGCUCAAACUUGUGUUAGAGGUAUAACGUGAAAUGACGACAACCAGACAAGUCCUGUGUGUACAAUCGCAACAAAGUCAUUUAUAUUAUUUAAGAAAUACCGUGGUUUCCUUUUUCCACCACAAGAGUAACAGGAGGCUUCCCGUCACACUGUUUGUGUGUUUCAGUUUCAGUUCAACACUGUGAGAGCAUUCUGACUCAUGACGUACAAGACAUGUAAAUAUUUAGCAGCCGGAGCAUUUUAAUUUAUUUUCCACAUCUUUAUUUUAUACUCCCACGUAACACAGUAGCUCUGCUCACGCACCUACGGUCUGAUGAUGUGUGAUGAAUCCCAUUUUAGCAACACUGUUGCCUUUCGUGCUAUGAAUCACUCUGGGUCCCUUAUUUCACACCUACAUGUAUAAACUCAAAUUGGUAUGAGCCGGCUGGUUAGAAAUUAAGUCACAGCUGUGAUAGCAGGCUACUACAUUUGUUUGACCUUAAGGUCGCUGCACAAGCUCACAAAUAUUGGCUUUGUAAUGGAGAUACUGUACUUCAUCAGUAUUACUGACAAUGCGGAGCAGAGCAUGUAGGUCUAAUCUCACCUGACUUACUUUUCAAAAGAUAUAUAAUAUAAUGAAUUACAAUCAAACACUAAGAAGGGUGGCAAUGAAAGAAGGCAUCUAAAUCUGUUGAUGUGACCAACCCUGAACAAUGAACAAUUGACCUCCAUACUGUUACAUUUCAAGCAAUGGUUGUACAGGUGAAGCAAUGAUUUAUGUGUCAAUAUUGUUGAAUGUCCACUGAAUAUACUGAAACUCUUAUUAUCCACCAGAAAUGUUUAUAUUUAAAUGUCCAGUAUACCAAUUACAUGUUAUAUCAAGAAUUCCUUAUUGUCUGCGUAUCUAGUGAUAUCAGAAGGCUAUACUGUACAUUGUGGGGGGUUGAAAUGUUUUUAGUUUAGUUUCUGCUCACGGAGAGUUGACCUAUCUACCUGUCCCUGCACAGUUUAACAGGCAAGGAUGCAAUUUAUUCCCAAUAGUUAAUGGUUGUUGACAGCUUUAGCAAUAUAAUAAAAAUAAGAAAUUUCA
Dunckerocampus dactyliophorus (ringed pipefish) is the source of this 5274-nucleotide messenger RNA. Its product is annotated as protein MTSS 1-like. Gene Ontology annotation, cellular component: actin cytoskeleton; cytoplasmic side of plasma membrane. Lineage: Eukaryota; Metazoa; Chordata; Actinopteri; Syngnathiformes; Syngnathidae. Gene Ontology annotation, molecular function: actin binding; phospholipid binding. Bases 417 to 3050 code for a protein of 877 amino acids. Gene Ontology annotation, biological process: positive regulation of actin filament bundle assembly; plasma membrane organization; adherens junction maintenance. The transcript is spliced from 17 exons. The record is from RefSeq and is a predicted model, not a curated record.